AUGGCGGCGGGGGCGGUGGCGGUGUCUUGUGGUGUUUCCGUCGGCGGUGAUGCCGGGCGGAAAUGCGAGAAGCUCAGCGCCGGCGGGCGGUGGAGGUGCAAUUUGGCGGCCGUGAGCGGGAAGACCCUUUGCGAGGAGCACUAUUUGUCGGCUCGCGGGGUUGGGAGAGCGGAACGAUCGGAGGAAAUUGAAAAUGGGGAAGAUGGCGGAGGCGAGUUUUUGUCUGACGGCGGCCGUGAGUGGAAGCGCGGCGAGGAUGUGGAAAUUUGCGCCUUGGAUUCCAAUGGAGGUCGUGGGGGCGCGAAGAAGAGAGGCAGGACGGCAAAGGGUUUGAACAACAAUGGGAAAAUGGUACUUGCAGCUGGGGAAAACGAUGCUCCGGUCAGGAUAGAGAGGAGGGGCAGGCCGAAAGGUUCGAAAAAUAAGCCGAAAAUUUUGCUUGUUGAAAAAAAAGAUGGUGUAAUUAGGAUUGAAAGGAGGGGGAGGCCAAAGGGUUCGAAAAACAAGCUGAAAAAUGAUGCUAUCGAAACAAGCAAUGGUGUUGUUAGGGUUGAAAGGAGGGGGAGGCCGAAGGGUUCGAAAAAUAAGCCGAAAACCGGCGUUUCGAGCGGGCCGGAGGAAGAAAUGCAGGUCGGAACAUUGGUACGUGUUGUUAAAAUCGAGGGUGGAAUCAAAGACACGGUUAUUGAAGAAGUGAAUGAGAGAGGAAAAGAUGGGAUUAUUGUGGGGAGGCCCAAAGGUUCGAAGAAUAAGAAGAAAAUGGUGGGUGGAGAUAAUGGCAAUCCUGGGCCAAAGGGUUCCAAGAAAGAGAAAGAGAGGGUAAAAGGGACUGAAAAUGGACAAGGCGCAGAGGGCAAUAUCGUCAAAGGUUCUUGUCCUGUUCAGACGGUUGAGCGGCGUGGGAGGCCCAGAAAGAUGGUAUUAGCAGCCAUCGAGUCGAAGAAGAGAAGUGCAAACUUUAAUUCAAAUGGGGAUAUUCGGUUGCACACCGAUGGCCGAAUUAGUUCAAAGGGGUUGAAAGCUUGUAAAAAGGUGGGCAAAUGGCUUAAUGGAUCCGGAAGCACAAAGAAUGUUCAAAUAAUCAAAGAGAAUCUUGAUAAUACUGAGGAAAUUAAUUUUGUGCUGGAUAAUGGUUGUACUUACGGGGCUGUGGUGAAUGGGAGAGAUAAGAGGGAUGAUGGUAAGAAAAAAAGGGUGAAAAAUGAAGUUGGACAUGCUAAGGAGGAUGGGUUUGAUGUUUCUGGUGAAAACAUAGAUGAAAAGGGAAUCCAGAAACUCAAGAAGGAUUCUGUGGAGGUGUUGGCUGAAUAUAGUAACCAGGCUAGAAAUAGGCCUCGAAGGAGGCUGAAAAGGAACGUAGAUGAGUCCGGAGAGAAAGAUUCCACCAAUCAAAAGGAUCAGCGAGGUUUGAUGUGCCACCAAUGCUUGAAGAGUAACAAAGAUAGUAUUGUCAUUUGCUCAAAUUGCAAACGAAAACGCUACUGCUCUAAGUGCAUUAGAAAGUGGUAUCCUAAGAGAACAAAAGAAGAAGUUAAAAAAUCAUGCCCGUUUUGCUGUGGGAACUGUAACUGCAGAGCUUGCCUUCAAGCAGAUGUGAUUUUGCAGAGCUGCCAAAUAGAAGCUGAUGAGAAUAUCAGACUACAAAGAUCUCUUUAUUUGCUUUUCAAUGUUCUUCCUCUACUUAGGAUGAUACAAUCUGAGCAGAAAACUGAGCUAGAUUUUGAGUCCAGAAUGCGAGGUGUUCCGAUAAAUGAAGAAGAUGUGCAAGUGGCUGUUUUUGAGGAAGAUGAUCGGGUAUACUGCGAUUACUGCAAGACAUCAAUCGUCAAUUUCCAUAGAAGCUGUGUCUCGUGUUCCUAUGAUGUCUGUCUCGAUUGUUGUAAUGAACUCAGAACAGGUCUUCAACCAUUUUCAGACAUAAAAAGUUGCUCAAGUGAUACGAACAAUAAAAUUCCAAAAUGGGAAGCUACGAAAAACGGGGGAAUACCUUGUCCUCCCGAAGCGUACGGCGGUUGUGGAACUCACGAUUUGCAAUUAAAGCGCAUUUUAGAUCCUAAUUUGGUCGAAAAAUUAGUUACCACAGCAGAGGAGUUUACUCUGAAUUACCAUCUUCCAGAUAUAGACAUCUCUCGCGAAUGUUCUCUUUGUGUCGAAAAUGACUUUUCCGAAGUGCGACAAGCGGCUCACAGAGAACACGGUGAAGAUAACUUUGUGUACUGCCCUAAUGCUCUUGAUAUGAGAGAUGGCUCGUUCGAACAUUUUCAGAUGCAUUGGAGGAGAGGCGAACCUGUUAUUGUUAGAGACUCGCUUUCGGGGGCUUCUGGUCUUAGUUGGGAGCCGAUGGUCAUGUUGAGGGCUUUUAAGAACGCGAGCAAAAGAUUAAAUGAAGAAACUUUCUCCGUGAAGGCUAUCGAUUGCUUGGAUUGGUGUGAGGUGGAGAUCAAUAUUCGUCAAUUUUUUAAAGGAUAUUUAGAAGGGAGAAAGCAUGAAAAUGGAUGGCCCGAGAUGCUGAAGUUAAAGGACUGGCCGCCUGCAAAUUUAUUCGGAGAAUGUUUGCCAAGACACGAUUCGGAGUUUAUGGCUAUGCUUCCCUUCUGUGAUUACACACAUCCUAAAUCGGGCCUCUUAAAUCUUGCAACAAAGCUCCCUGAUAGUGCCUUGAAGCCUGAUUUGGGGCCUAAAACGUAUAUUGCCUAUGGUUUUCCAGAAGAGCUUGGGAAUGGUGAUUCGGUUGCUAAACUGCACUGUGACAUUUCUGAUGCGGUGAACAUAUUGACCCACGCAACGGAGGUGAAAACAUCGUUAUGGCAGAAAAGAGUGAUUCAGAAGUUGCGGAGUGAAUUUGAAGUUAAACGUACAGAGAACACUCGAAAAGUAGAAUGCCCAUGUGAAGCUGAAGCUGAAUCUGAAUCUGAAGCAAAAGUUAAAGACCAUAGUGAAAGCUCGUCUGGAAUUAGAUAUGGUGCUGCCGUUUGGGACAUCUUCAGACGGCAAGAUGUGCCCAAAAUAAACGAGUAUUUGCUAAAGCAUCAGGAAGAAUUUCGUCAUCACAAUAAUUCUCGAGUAAAUAAUGUUGCGCAUCCUAUCCAUGACCAGGUUUUUUAUUUGGAUGAGAAGCAUAAAAAAAAUUUAAAGGAGGAAUUUCAUGUUGAAGCUUGGACAUUUGAGCAACAUCUUGGUGAGGCUGUGUUCAUUCCUGCUGGUUGUCCACAUCAAGUGAGAAAUAGACAGUCAUGCACUAAAGUUGCUGUGGACUUUGUUUCCCCUGAUAAUAUUCAAGAAUGCAUCCGAUUGACACAAGAGUUCCGGAAGCUUCCUAAUUCUCAUAGAUCGAAACAAGAUAUUCUUGAGGUGAAGAAGUUGGCUGUGUAUGCUGCAUGUGCUGCAACUGAUGAUGCUAGAAACUUCAUGUCCAAAUCAGACACAUCUCACUCACAUUCCAGGGUUUACUCACUUCCAUGGGUUUCUUCAAAAACGGAUCUUGCAGAAAGCUCCGAGUGAAAAAUCCACAUUGUUACACCAUGUAACAUUAAUAAUGAGAAUAUCGAAAGUUACUUCUCCUAAAGCUGAUUUUUUUCUCUCGGGUCUUUUCAUUCGUCAUAGUCAUAUUAGAUACAUUUUUAGACUUAUAUCAGACGGUCUUUAGGGCAUGCUACCCCAUGGCGUCGUGUCCUAGCACACCAAUCCUUAACGAUAUGUGAGUUUCUGCGUGUAUUUUGUAUAAGCAUACAUUUUGAAGGGGUGUUCGGACAUUGCCCCAUGGGG
Striga asiatica is the source of this 3765-nucleotide messenger RNA. NCBI's taxonomy places the organism in Eukaryota, Viridiplantae, Streptophyta, Magnoliopsida, Lamiales, Orobanchaceae. The record is from the annotation of a GenBank genome assembly.